UGGGGCGCAUUUCAAUCGCGCCGUAACUUAACAAGGAAAGGACAGUGAACCGGGUUUUAGUCCAAGUUUACCCAACCCGCUUCCACCUUCGUCUCUCUGGAAGUCUCUUGAAUUUACGACGCCAAAUCGGGUCUCUUUCCUCUAUUUUCACCUCUCUCUCUCUCUCUCUCUCUCUCUCGCCAUCCCCUCAGAGACAAGCUCACUCGUAUACUCCUUCUUCUACACGAGGUGAUUGGUUACGUGUACGGAGAGUAUAAUGUCGAAGUUAUUUGGAGGGAAAGAUCCAUUUGAUGACCCGUUCUUUACUAUGCCCUUUAGUGGCUUAUUUCCUCCUCAACAUAACUCUGGAAAUGGAUCAAAGGAAAUAACAAUCGAAGAGGUAGACUCUGAUGGGAACCCUUUGAAGCAUUCUGAGCCAAGCAAAGAACUUGUUGCCAAAAAGCCUAAUGGCAAACAAGCUAAUGGGACGAAGAUUUUCAGCUUUCAGAGAGUUGCAUAUGGGGGAUUGAAUGGGAUGUAUUACACUGCUUCAGUCACCAGGAAGAGUGGAGAUGAUGGGGUGGUUAUGAUGGAGGUCAAUGAGGAAGAUAAGACAGUGGGUCAAGCCACGAAUACAGUUUCUAGAGGAAUCCGUGACAAGGGCCAUUCAGUUACGACAAAGCGUACUUCAGAUGGUAAAGUGGAUACUCUGCAGACUUUGCACAACUUGAAUGAAGAUGAGCUUGUGGGAUUUGAAGAUAAUUGGAAAGCUAAUCAACAGAAGUUGCCUGCUGAUUGGAACCACGGGUUCAAAUUGCUCGAGAAUGCAGCAGAGGAGAGCGGCAGCAGAUGGGAUUGGUGGCCAUCUUGGGGUGGUUGGGCUCUUCCGUUUGCAGAGCACUCAGCUGAUGCUGGAGGAACCGUGCCAAGGAUUGAAGCUGGGACUUCUUCUGGGGGAAGAGCUAAGAAGAUUGUUCGAGUCAAUAUAGACUAGACCAUGACUAGUCAACACCCUUUUGGAAGGUCGAGUUAAUCCUGAAUAUAUAUAACCUGUUAGAGCAAUGGUAAUGGGACUCAAACACUUGGUGCUUGCCCUCUCUGUUAGCUAAGCUUUGGCUAAGUCAUGUUUCUUAGACAAGUAUAUAGCUUGCAAAUCUGGGUUGGAUGAUGCUCCUUUAUCGUAUUGGCCACAUUAUCUGCUUUUGUGGCUUGGUAAUUCGUUAAUGUUAGAAGUUUGGUGUCGUCUUCUAA
Messenger RNA from Rhododendron vialii, 1230 nucleotides. RefSeq lists its product as uncharacterized. NCBI's taxonomy places the organism in Eukaryota, Viridiplantae, Streptophyta, Magnoliopsida, Ericales, Ericaceae. The transcript is spliced from 7 exons. The record is from RefSeq and is a predicted model, not a curated record. The coding region runs from base 257 to 973 and encodes 238 amino acids.